AUGGACAUUGCGUUGUCGUCUGAUGCUCUAGACGUGUCGUUUCAUCCUGAUGAGGGUGUACACCAGAUCGCAGUGGGUCUAAUCAGUGGCAAGGUCCAAUUGUUCGACUAUGGGGCCAUGUUUCACAACCAAUCCACACAGCCCGACGAGUCACGCACGUCUGGUAAAGCAUACAGACGCGUAUGGAGUGUGCGUCCCUCGCACAAAAGCUGCCGUGGUGUGGCCUUUGACGCAUCUGGAUCAAAUUUGUUCUGCAUAUUCAAAGACAAGUCCAUCAUUGCGCUGGAUCCUAGUGAUGGCCAUGUCAAGGCGCGUUGGCCUCGUGCGCAUGAGUCUGCGCCAUCCCGCAUUCUGCCUAUCCAUGAGGGACUAAUGGCUACGGGUGAUGAUGAUGGUAUAGUGCGACUUUGGGACCCCCGAUGUCCACCCGAGGGCGAUGCCGAAGCGAAGCCACUAAGGUCGUAUGAUCAUCAUUCCGACUGGAUCACAGAUAUGCUCUGGUGUACACAUCUUGAUCCGCCGCGUUCGAAGAAAAAGGAUCAGGAAGAUGACUUGAAGCGGAAGCGAGAUGAAGAGAGAGCACGCAGUCGAUUGAUCGUCACGAGUGGUGAUGGCACGCUUAGUGUAAUCGAUAUUCAUGGUGGGAAAAAGGGUGUGGAAGUCAGUGAGGACCAAGAAGACGAGCUGCUUUCAAUUGCAUCGAUCAAGAACGGCAAAAAACUCGUCGUUGGCACACAACUGGGCGUUCUCUCAUUAUGGGCGCCAGACCGAGGCCUUCUUGAUCAUGCCGAUCGUUUUCCUGGGCAUCCGUCGAGCGUUGAUGCUCUUUGCACACUGGAUCAAGACACUGUGCUGACGGGUUCAUCAGAUGGCCUGAUCCGUGUCGUCCAGCUGUUCCCACACAAGCUUCUUGGGAUUGUGGGCGAUCAUGGUGGCAUGCCGAUUGAAUGCAUGAAGCGGAAAGGGCAUCUCAUUGCAAGCAUCGGCCAUGGUAAUGAGUGCAAGUUAACCGAUCUUGCGCCACUGCUUGAGGAGGGCGACGUGGAAACAGAUGCUGCCGAACCGGAGCCGGCUGUCAUGCUAGUGUCAGACGAAGCACAUCUCAUUGCCCGCAGUGCUGAUGGAAGUGAUGAAAGCGCAGGCGAGUCUGACGUGAUGCAACCGCCGCCGGCAACUAAGCGCCGCACUGCAAAAUCCAAGGCGGGGAAGAAGUCCGUGCAUGAUGUGGACCAGCAUGCUAGCUUUUUUGCAGACUUAUAG
Molecule: messenger RNA, 1260 nt
Organism: Malassezia globosa CBS 7966
Lineage: Eukaryota; Fungi; Basidiomycota; Malasseziomycetes; Malasseziales; Malasseziaceae
Exons: 2
Coding region: 1-1260 (419 amino acids)
Molecular function (GO): protein binding
Source: RefSeq, a predicted model, not a curated record